UAUCUGAAAUUUUCAUUCAUUCAUCUCUUUCUUCACUCCCUUUUCUUUUUUUCAUUUCGAUUUUCGAUCAAAGCGUUGGUUCCCAUGUCGCUGUAGGAGGAAGCCACCAACCAGUUAAUGAGCACCGUAUGAUCUUCGUUCUUAUGAGCUGUUGCGUUGGUUGAGCCUCUGAUUGAGGGCAGGAAGAUUUGUUUAAGGGUUUUCAUUUUUUGUUGGGUUUUAAAAACUAUUUUGGGAGAAAAAAAGGGUGGUGAUGGGCCAUGACUAAUCCACAUUGCAACAACCACUUUUAUUCUCUCAGGGAUUGCCUUCAUCUUUACUACUACGACUUCAGAAAGCUGGACCAGUUGUCUACUUCCUUCUCUUUCAAAAUUGGAGUGCCUAUGCUUAUGCAUUAGACCAGGUUUAGAACGGUUUCUUCAUUGGUUCCCUCUCUACCCUUUUCUCGGUAUAUCUAUUCUUCACCUGCAUUUCUUUCCGUUUACUAUUACCCCCGUUUCUGUGUUGCUGUUUUGAGACAUGGGAUUUUGAAAUUGGUUGUAUAGUGAGCAUGGGUUCUGGAGACUGGUUUAAGACUGUAAUUCGCUUAAGGAAAGUAAAAACCAGCAGUUCAAAACAUGCUAAGGAGAAAUCACAUGCUUUGAAAUCGAAUAAUCUGGAAAAGGAUUCCUCGAAGGUUAAAAAGAGUGGUACCAAUGGGAGCAACAAGUCUCUUGGGAUGCCAAUUGAAGAUGUAGCUGCAGUUCGGAUUCAGACUGCAUAUCGAGCUUAUCGUGCCAGGAAAAUUUUACGUCGCUUGAAAGGAGCUGUGAGACUGCAGAAUCUGACUCAAGGCCACUCUGUUAGAAGGCAUGCUACAUCUACAAUAAGUUAUCUUCAUUCAUGGAGCAAUAUACAGGCUCAAAUUAGGGCUCGUCGAAUCUGUAUGGUGACUGAAGGACGCCUCAAACAAAAGAGAUUGGAGAAUCAACGAAAACUUGAGACUAAACUUCAUGAUAUUGAGGUAGAGUGGUGUGGCGGUGCAGACACCAUGGAGGAGAUUCUUUCAAGGGUACACGAGAGAGAAGAAGCAGCUGUUAAGCGUGAACGUGCUAUGGCAUAUGCAUUCUCACAUCAGUGGAGAGCAAACUCCAGUGAGAUGUAUGGACUGGGUAAAGAUGAACUUGGUAAAGCUGAUUGGGGUUGGAGCUGGAAAGAACGAUGGAUUGCUGCUCGUCCAUGGGAGAGCCGCGUACCAUCUAAGUUAGUUACUCCAAAGAAAUCGACAAUGAGACAAUCAAGCAAAGCCAGUAAGAAAAGCUCUCCAUCCCCAAAAGCAAGAGUUUUGGUUAAACCUCCUUCCCCGAAUGGAAAAUCAACUCCAAAGGCUCGAAGGUUGUCGUAUCCAGCAACCGAAAAAACCGAGAAACUGGCUACAGAAGAAAAGGGCAUCAAGAAAAGCGUUAAAGAUGAUGAAGCAAACACUAAGAAAGAAGAAACAACGUCCUAAUCGAUGCCAUUUAUAGAAUGCAAAAGGUGUUCAUAUUUUCAUGGAAGAAAGUGAAUAAAGAUGUAGAAGCCAUUUGUUUUCUGUAUGUCAUUUGAUGAUGUUCAUUGAUGGAGUGGUGUGAGGUAAUGUAUUAUUGGCAUGCAGACUGACCCCAUGUCAUUAUUUUCUUACAUUUUCUUUCCUGUUUCUUGUUAUGUAUAUUUGAAAGAAAAAGAAAACAGUGAGUAUUACAUAAGUUAUAAUGUAUAUGAACAGUGUUCAUGAUUUUGAAAUUA
Molecule: messenger RNA, 1764 nt
Organism: Cucurbita pepo subsp. pepo (vegetable marrow)
Lineage: Eukaryota; Viridiplantae; Streptophyta; Magnoliopsida; Cucurbitales; Cucurbitaceae
Gene: IQD9
Product: IQ-domain 9
Source: RefSeq, a predicted model, not a curated record